Messenger RNA from Cynara cardunculus var. scolymus (artichoke), 2315 nucleotides. RefSeq lists its product as uncharacterized. The record is from RefSeq and is a predicted model, not a curated record. The coding region runs from base 428 to 2185 and encodes 585 amino acids. Lineage: Eukaryota; Viridiplantae; Streptophyta; Magnoliopsida; Asterales; Asteraceae. The transcript has 3 exons.
CUCGUUUUUCAGUUUCAAAGUUCGCCGAUCACCGGCCGACGAAGCUAUAACGUCCCAUUGCAUUUCUAAAAUCAUGUAACCGUUUUUGUACCGGCGAUACAAGCUUCAAUUUCUUCGUAAGUUAUACCAUUUAAUUCCUAGUUUUCCAUCAUUUAAAGAAAUUCUUACGCCCUAAUUCUCUACUUCACUCCGAUGUAUUGAUGAUUUUGUUAAGUUUUGUGCAAAUUAUAUCUUGUUUUGCAUAUUUCAUAAUUUGAUUCUCCAGUGUUAGGGUUUCUGUUUCUGUUACGGUUACGUUUGUUGUUUAUUGAUUUUUGUUGGGACUUAUUAUUAUGGCACUUCUUUUUAAUGUUUGGACCUAGGUUUCGUUGGAAUGCGGCUAUGGUGAUUUUGGUGAUGAAGGGAACUAUGUAGAAACGUUGGAGUGAUGAAAAAAAUGGCUCCUGGAACAGAUUUAGCUAAGGAAUUGGAGAGUUGCAGAAAAAUAUGCCUUGAAUUGGAAGAGAAGAGCAAAAAGGAUGAAAUGAGGUGUUUGAUGUUGGAAAUUGAGGUUGGAGAGUUGAAGAAAAAGAACAAGGAACUCGAGGGGGAGAUCACAAGGAUUCAGAAGGUUGUGAGCAAUGGAGAGAAGGGGAAAGGGGUGAUAGUCGAUUUGACGGAUGAGGAAAACGAAGGAGAUAAGUUUGUUCAGUUGUUGAUCGAAAACAAGGUUCUGGAAUGUGAGAAAACAAGUGCUGAAAUCGAGAUUCGAUCUUGGAAGGAGAAGGUUAAGGAAUUGGUUUCACGAGUGUGUGAAUUGGAAUUGAAGGCAAACAUGAAGGGCAUGAAUGAAUCCUCCAAGGGGAUUGAUGCCGGAAUGGUAACGGUGACUGGGAACACACAAGUGGACACAAAUAGCAAUUUGAUGAGCAAAGAGAGAAUUAAAGAGGACAUUAGUGUGGUCUCAACUCACAAAAGUACUGUUGAAAGAGGAGGUAAGGGUUGUAUCCAAGUUAGAAAGCGGUUGUCAUUUGAGGAAGACGGAUUCCCCAAUAAGACGAUGGCUCCAUCUACUCCAGGUGUUGCUCAACUUCCCUUUUCUGGUGUUAUCGAUAUCAGUGAUGAGGAUUUAAACUGUAAUGAAAUUCCAAAAGUCAAGAAGCUUUUUGAUCCAAUCAACUAUGGUUCUAAAAGUCCUUUUUCUUCUAAGAAUGACCCUGAGACGACUAAUCUAGGACAUAUUGAUGAAGAUGAUAUGGAUGGCUUUGAAGGGUAUUCUCGAACUGCUGCAAGUGCUAAAAGAAAAAGAACUUCCAAUACCAUUGCCAGCGAUGAUGAUGAAGAUAUGGAUGGUUUUGUUGGUCAUUCUUCGAAAACUCCAAGUGCUAAAAGAAAAAGGGCUGCUAGGGUUAUAUCAAGUGAUGAUGAGACCAGUUAUGACGAUAACGCCCCAAUUUGCACGCUCAUCAAGCAACACAGUUCUAGGUUAAACACUGAUUCUGAGGAUGAAGUUAAAGAAGGGGUAGGUAAGCGGCACCUGAAGAGGUUGAGAAAACCAGGAUUUAGAGACAGACAAGAUAGAAGCACUCUUGACCUUAAUAGAACUAUUUGUCUUCAUGGAAAUAGUUCAAGUGAGGAUGAGGAAGACAAUGAUGGUGUAGAGGAAGGGUCGGAGAGUGAAGAUGAUAGUUUGGGUGGAUUUAUCGUGGACAGUUCUGAAAGUUGUUCUGAGAUUGCUCCUGUAAGUGAUGAUAGCUGUGAUGAAUCCAAAGAUGCAUUAAGUGAUUUCAAAUUAACUUUAGACAAGAUUGGUAGAAAAAAAGUUUUGAAUCUAAAGUGGGAUCUAGAGGGAGAUAUGUUAGCUGAUUUUGGCAAGGAUCCUGAAUUGUGUAUGAGGGCCGUGUGUGCUCUUUAUAGGCAACAGACAGCGGAUGAGAAAGCAUCAAAAGAAACUAUAUACCAGAAUGAGCGUGGGUUUAGCCAGUGUGAUGCAUCCAGGGCUAGUAAGGUGGCAGAGUUUCUGAUAGAUGGUGACGCUGGCGGUGAUAUGAGCAAAACAGUGGAAGAACUGAAACGAUAUGACUCGAAGGGGAUCAAACUAUGUAUGGCACUUGCAGCUAAAUACUCAAAGCAGUUAUUCGAGAUUUACCAGAACAAAGAAGAUCCAUAUUUCGUGCCAAAGUGCCAUGACCAAGGUAGCAUGUAGUGGUAGUCUGGAUAGAUAAUGUGUUUUUGCUUUAGAGCAGAUGGAAUGUGAAUAUUUCAUAUGUAAAUUGCAUUUUAGAUGUGAAGUUGGUAUCUCUAUCUCUGCACAAGUCCUUGUAUUGCUAUAUGCG